Molecule: messenger RNA, 3512 nt
Organism: Triticum dicoccoides
Lineage: Eukaryota; Viridiplantae; Streptophyta; Magnoliopsida; Poales; Poaceae
Product: disease resistance protein RPM1-like
Exons: 4
Coding region: 611-3364 (917 amino acids)
Biological process (GO): defense response to other organism
Molecular function (GO): ADP binding
Source: RefSeq, a predicted model, not a curated record
CGUCCCUCUCGCCCCGGUGCGGCGCCAGGGCCUCUCUGCCCCGGUCAAAUCACCCCUCUCCCCCCGUGGCCGCCGCGAAGUAGACUCCCUGCCGGCGGCGACGACGAGGUUCUCUGGUUGCUUCUUGAUGGCUCAUGGCUUCGACUACAAGACUAGCAUGAUGCCCCGACUCACCAACCCAUGGCACUAUUUUGAUGAUUUCAGAUUCUGAAGCACGCAAGGAGGCCACCACAGGUCCAAAUCUGGCCAGAUCUAUAGCGAUUACAAGCCAGGUAGGCGGUUGUUCUCUGGUUUUAGUGGGUAAAGGUAACAAGAGAACACCUGAAGUUGAAAUCACAUCCAACUACUUGUCAGCAACAGCAACCUAGCAUACUCUCAGUCAUACACACGACUCCAUGAGAGUUCACGGUCUCCACAAUUAAGCUUCAGUGACAACUUCGAUUCAGAAAUCCAUGAGACUAUUCUGAUGGUUUCAGAUUCAGAAAUUCACAAGGAGGUUACCAAAUUCGAUUGGUUCUAUGCCAUCCGGCAGUGGUCAUUGUAAUAAUACUGAGGCAAAUAUACAACUAGGCACCCAACCAACAGUGGUACAUUAGCUGUUCAGAAAGUGAUGGCGGAGAUUGUGAUUCUUCUAGCCAUUAAAAAGAUUGGAACCGCCUUGGCAAAUGGAGUGGCAGACCAGGCCAGCACGUUGUUUGCGAAGAACGGGAAGCAAAUACUAGCGCUACAGGGCAGCAUGGGUCGUGUUGCGAGGGAGCUUCGAGUAAUGCAUGAUGUUCUCUGUCAAAUGGAUAUCCGAAACCGCAACAAUCAAGUAUAUGAGGGCUGGUUGGAGGAGGUACGGAAAGUAGCACAUGUGAUGGAGGACAUGGUGGAUGAGUACUUGUAUCUUGUUGGUCACGAACAUGAUACGGGAUGUUGCUUUUACCUGAAGAAAGGGUUUACGAAACCAAGAUAUCUGCUUUCUUUGAACCGGAUUGCUUUCAAGGUGAAGGAAAUAGAGAAAGACCUAACACACCUGUCUGAGACAAAAAAUCGUUGGGUUCACAUGAUAAACAAUGGGGAUACUAGCAGCUCAAGUUACAUUGUCAAGAGGUCCAAAGAUCUAGCAAACAUUUCACGCUCCCUUGAUGAAGAGGAUCUAGUCGGUGUGGACAAAAACAGAGAUAAACUUGAGCAGUGGUUAUUGAGUGACAAUUUGGAACGCUCUGUGAUAGCACUGCUUGGAAUGGGAGGGCUUGGUAAAACAUCUUUAGCUGCAAAUGUCUACAGGAAGCAUAGAGAGAAAUUCCAGUGCCAUGCUUGGGUCUCCAUCUCUCAAACUUAUUCUACAGAACAUGUCUUGAGGAAUAUAAUCAAGGAACUUUCCCGAGAUAAAGUCAAUGUGCUAUCUAACACUGCGGCCAUGGACAUCACAUGCCUUGAAGAAACGCUGAGGAAAUUUCUAGAGCAACAGAAAUAUUUGAUCAUAUUGGAUGAUGUUUGGACUCCAGAAGCAUUUGAUGACUUGUCUAGGGUGCUUAUUAAUAAUAAAAAGGGCAGCAGACUGAUGAUCACAACAAGGGAAGGCGAUGUUGCUGCACUUGCCUCUCAAGGACAUACUUUAACACUGAAACCUUUACCAGAAGAUAAGGCAUGGGAUCUCUUUUGUAGAAAAGCCUUUCCAAGAGAUACAAAUCAUGAAUGUCCUGCGGAGUUGUAUCCUUUGUCCGAGCAAAUAGUUAGCAAGUGCAAAGGCUUGCCUCUUGUUAUUGUGUUAGUUGGUAGCCUCUUGCGUGUGCGUGAGAAAACUGUGGAAGAAUGGAGAAGAAUACAUGCCCAAUUAAGUUGGGAGCUAAUCAACAAUUCAAGACUCGAUCACAUAAGGAAUGUUUUGCAUCUGAGCUUCAUCUACCUUCCAACACACUUAAAAUGCUGUUUCUUGCAUUGCAGCUUAUUUUCAGAAGACUAUUGUUUCAAAAGGAAACAACUUAUACGGUUGUGGACAGCAGAGGGGUUCAUUGAAGAGAGGGGUGAAAGCACAUUAGAAGAAGUGGCAGAAGGCUAUCUGAAGGAGUUAAUUGACAGAAACAUGCUAGAACUUGUCAAGAGGAACUCAUUUGGUAGGAUGAAAGAAUUCAAAAUGCACGAUAUCUUACGUGAACUGGCACUUGACUUGUGCCAGAAGAACUGUUUUGGUGUUACAUAUGAGGAUAAGCAUGGGAGGUCUUUUGAGAGGAAUGGACGUCGAUUGGUAUUGCACAAACAAAAGAAGGAUAUUCAGCAGUCAUUUUCUAGUGUGCGCCGACUUCGAACAUUCGUUAUGCUGGACGAUAGUAUGGUAACAUUUACUCUACUGCCUCUGCUAUGUAAGGAGUCAAGAUAUAUGACAGUGCUAGAAUUAAGUGGUCUACCCAUUGAGAAUAUUCCAGAUGCUAUUGGAGAUCUUUUUAAUCUCCGCCAUUUGGGUUUGCGUGAUUCAAAAGUGAAGAUGCUCCCUAGUUCUGUUGAGAAGCUUUCAAAUUUGUUGACACUGGACCUUCUUAGAUCUGAUGUACAUGAGCUGCCUAGUGGGAUUGUGAAACUGAAGAAGCUUAGGCACUUAUUUGUUGAGAAAAGAAUUAAUACAGAUUUGAGAGGGAUUAAAUGUUUCGGUGGUGUGCAUGUCCCUAAUGGUCUUGGAAAUCUAACAAACCUGCAAACGCUACAAGCAUUGGUAGCACAUGAUGAGUCUAUUAGACAUUUACGGCAGCUGAGGCAACUGAGAAGCUUGAGGUUAUUGGAUGUGAAGGGAAGCUAUUGUGGACGUAUCAGCGAGUCUCUAGUUCAGAUGCAGUGUUUGUCCCAUCUUGAUGUGAAUGCAAGUGAUGAGAAUGAGGUUCUCUCGUUGAAUGCCCCCCUGCCAAACCUGCAAAGGCUACGUUUGGGUGGACGACUGGCGGAAGGGGCGUUGGACGCGUCUCCUCUCUUCCAAGCUGCUGGGGGGCAGAACUUGCAUGUUUUGAAUCUAUAUUGGUCACAACUGAGAGAAGACCCCCUGCCAUCCCUUUCACGGCUGUCGAAUUUGACGCAUCUGGAAUUCACCAGAGCAUACAGCGGAGGGCAGCUAUCAUUUCUCACGGGAUGGUUUCCCAAGCUAAAGAUUCUCUAUCUGAUAGACCUGCCUAAUCUGAAUUGGCUAGAGAUACAGCAAGGUGCCAUGGCGAGCCUGGAAAGAUUAUACUUUGUCAACCUCAGCAGCAUGAUGGUGGUCCCAGCUGGCAUUGAGUUCCUCAUGCCCCUCCAGUCUCUAGGCUUCUUUGAAAUCACUAGUGAUUUCUUUUGGUUGCUGGAUCAAUGUUCUGCAAUUCUAGGGACACAGUGGCGGUAUACUCUCCGAGAUUGACCUGCCACACUGGUUGGGAAAUGUGUAAUGCACCCGUAUAAUGUCCGGGUUUCUCUGCUUUUUCACAUACUACACAUCAUUUGCUGCUUGUUCCACCUCUGCUAAGGUGCAGUUACCGCCUGUGUUUGCUACUGCUACUACUGUUCUA